Molecule: messenger RNA, 1530 nt
Organism: Triticum urartu
Lineage: Eukaryota; Viridiplantae; Streptophyta; Magnoliopsida; Poales; Poaceae
Source: RefSeq, a predicted model, not a curated record
UUACUCCUUUCCUCAUUUCUCCUUUUCUCCCCAUUCUUCCCUCAUUCAUGGCCACGACAUCCCCAUCCACAGGCGGCGGCCCGGCGAUCUGCUCUGCGCCGCCCCUCACUCCUCCUGGCGACGCCGGGUCCAUCCACCGCGUGCGCUCUCCUCUUCCUCCCAAUGGUCGCCUUGCUCCCCAUCACCUACGCCCACUCUGGCAGCCCCCAACCCUAGUUCUCUCACACCCUGUAGGUUGAGGAGGAGUGAGGCUUCUGGGCGAGGAGGUGCUGGUGGUGGUGCUGCUGGGCGAGGAGGCACUUGAUUUGCGUUCGCCGGCGCUGGAUCCGCAUGCGCCGACGCUUGAUCUGCUCCGUCGUGGCUCCGGCGACCUUACCAUGUGGCUCCGGGACAGGAAGGCUACCCCGACGACAUACAGGAGACCUCAACACGCCAAUGGAUGCAGCCAGCCUCCAACUCACCACGCACCUGCACCAACUUGAUGUAGGGAGAGGAGGAGUGAGGCUUCUCUCACGGGAGGACGCCCAGCCAUGGGGCAGCAACAACCCAAGCCAUGAUACUUUCAAUCACGGACCAAUCAUCGCCGGUGCAGGCAUAAUCUAUCAUGAUCUAGUUAAUGUACCCUCAGCAGCCGUGCUUGAUAGGAGGGGCCAGGGAAGUGCUUUAAGUCGUUCCAAGAAUGUGAGACAGUGUCAAGUCUGUAAGGCAAGUCAAGGGGAUCCUGUGGCGGCAAGAUCCUUCAGCGGUGCAGGAGAUUAAGGGUUCCAUAAUCGAUUCCGCGCCUGUUGCUGUCCCCAAUUUUCAGGGGGUGCACGUCCUGACUGGGUUAUGAUCAAUACCUGAUGUUUGGUUGUUGCUUAUAUCCUGGAAGGGGGUGGGGGUCCUGCUGGGAGUGGUAGGGCCCAUACGAACUCCUGUAAAAAGAUGUGAGAUCAUUAUAUUUAAUGGAGUGCAAGACCAUCAUUUAGAAUAUGGAACCAACAACCUCGAAAUGUAAUGAUGUACUUUGUAAUAGAUUCAAUCGCAAUUGUCGCUUUCAAGAGGCCUCAUGCAUAGGGUGUAUUUUCUUAUGGUCAUAUGAUUUUGAGGGGACAUCUUUGUAAUAGAUUGAUUCUCAAUUGUCGCUUUCGAUCAAGAGGCCUCAUGUAUAGGGUGUAUUUUCUUAUGGUCAUAUGAUUUUGAGGGGACAUUGGCGGUAAACAUGUAGCUCUGUAGUUUGUAAUAAUAUUCAUAUAGAUUAAUGUUCGGAACCAAGAGGUCACAGUCAGUGUGAAUUUUAUAUGUACAUAUUAAUUUGACAGAACAUUGUGGCAAACUACAAAGAUUUGUUUCAGUCAUAGGUUAGGUCAGUGGUAUCAAAUUUUCAGUACCAUGGGGAUCUGCUGAGGAUCCGUGGUAUGAUUUCACUUGCUCAUGCACUUUAUAAUUGGUUUUCAUAACAUAUGCUCACGGCAUAUGGUUCAUCUCUUGCAUCGAUUACAUGGACAAUCAUAGAUCCUAGUAUGUGGAUUAACCAUGGUUUCACUAUUU